Messenger RNA from Armigeres subalbatus, 1850 nucleotides. RefSeq names its product diphosphoinositol polyphosphate phosphohydrolase 1-like. The transcript has 4 exons. Gene Ontology annotation, cellular component: nucleus; cytoplasm. Gene Ontology annotation, biological process: diadenosine pentaphosphate catabolic process; diphosphoinositol polyphosphate metabolic process; adenosine 5'-(hexahydrogen pentaphosphate) catabolic process. Gene Ontology annotation, molecular function: endopolyphosphatase activity; bis(5'-adenosyl)-pentaphosphatase activity; diphosphoinositol-polyphosphate diphosphatase activity. The record is from RefSeq and is a predicted model, not a curated record. The coding region runs from base 911 to 1585 and encodes 224 amino acids. Lineage: Eukaryota; Metazoa; Arthropoda; Insecta; Diptera; Culicidae.
AGCAAGCCGGACGGGAAUAAUCGCACGGUCGGAACGGACAGCAGGAGUGACGGAGUGUGCCGUGGGGUGUUGUGUCGCAUUUCGCCCGUCGUCGUUUUGUGUGUGUGUUUUCCAUCACCAUCAGCCGAGCCGCGGAGGAACUACUAGUUGUAAUCGGAAUACUUUUCUUCUUGCUGGAAAAGCGAGAAAACUUUCUUUUUGCCGGAAAUUGUGCAAACGAACGGAUCGAGAGGAAGAUAUUUCGCGAUCCCUCAAACGGUGAGCUCGGCACGAUACAUCGCAGUGUAAGCAUUAAAAGUGCAGCUUCCCGAGUUGUGUGUGAUUUGUGGAUGGUUGGAAUUUAAACGGAUUUGCCGACGAGGAUACUCGCUUGGUGAGAAGCGAGGGCGGCUUUCAAGUGCCACCGCAUCAACGAGUUCAAAGCGGAUCCGGCCUACGGUGGGAUCUCGGAACAACGCACAACAGGGAGAAGCAAUUCUCUAACCCAAAGCUAUCCUUCAAGAUGGAUGCUCUGCCGGAUUCGGUCCAAAUUAGUAAAAAUCGUUCGUUGAUUGUGAUCCGUAGCUAGCUGCUUUGUGCCGCAACCAAAGGAACGGAGAUCCCUUCCGGGUGUGCUUAGAGAACGAGGGAGUGUAGUGCCAGUUAUCACUUAUUAGUUUGUGUCCUCCAACAACCACCAGUAGAAAUAAAAACGCGCCGGAGUCGGGUCCUUUUAACAAUAAAAGGACAAAAAGUUUUAAAUUUCGGUUGGUCCCCCCUUGUUUAGAACAGAAGGUCAAUACCCGUUGCCGAAGACCUUUGCAACGUGCACACCUUAGUAGUAAUUAGUAACGAUUAGUCUAAAAAAACGCGGUCCGGAGGAACCGACGAAUUCUAGAACUGUGCGCAAAGAUUCCUUUGCGCGGACAUAAUGGUCAAGGAAAAGCCCAAUUCAACUCGAAUCUACGAUAAGGACGGAUACCGACGACGUGCCGCUUGCAUCUGUGUGCGGUCCGAAGCGGAAGCGGAGGUAUUACUAGUUACAUCAUCAAGACGUCCUGAACUAUGGAUAGUUCCAGGUGGCGGAGUCGAACCGGACGAAGAGUCCUCAUUGACGGCUACUCGCGAAGUCUUGGAAGAAGCAGGAGUUAUUGGAGAGCUGGGUAGAUGUUUAGGGAUUUUUGAAAAUAGUGAACACAUGCACCGGACCGAGGUGUUCGUUAUGGUUGUCACCCAGGAGCUGGACGAAUGGGAAGAUUCUAAAACCAUCGGCCGCAAACGGCAGUGGUUCACCAUCGAGGAAGCUCUCACGCAGCUGGCACUGCAUAAGCCAACCCAGCGUCACUAUCUUCUGCAGUUACGCCAUUCGAAAAAUAAUUCGUCACCGACAGAAAAUUGCAUACACGUGGUUACGGACGAGGCGGAUGACGAGCCCGAGGGGGUGCCUACUAGUGCGACGACGAAAAUCAACGAAAACAGGACGAAAUCACCACCACCAUCACCACCGCCACAGCCUCCCUUGACGGAGGAAGAUGGACCGACUUCUGCUGAAACGGAAGAUCAACCGGCCGCCGACACCGAUGAACUAUCGGAAACGACCUCCUAAACCGUCUUCAACACUAUUUCGAAUGACUUUGAAUAUUAGUUGUUUUUGUUGUUUCUCCGGCACAAAGGGACGCUUACAAGUUCAGGUAAACUUAUUUUUAAACGUAUUCUUCUAAUUGUUGAUGCUACUGGCACUCCCUAAUUUUAAUGGGCCAUAUUCGAACAUUGCACAACAUCAGUGAUUGUGGUGGUCUACAAAACAUUCUGUAAAUUAUUGCACGACUAAGUGAACGCUUUCUAGUAAAAACUUAACAAUUCAAAAGUAA